UGCAUAGAUAUUAAACAUUAGUUUAAUAUAUAUGAGAUAAUGCCACCUCUAUCUGUAUUGUAGGUAUUCUUGUAAUUUUUUACCUAUAGCCUUAGAAAAUACUUCUCCUUUAUUAUACUAUACUCAGCUGCUUACAUCAUGUCAUCAGCUAAAGAAGUUUUCAAAUGUAGCUUUCAAUUUUUGGCUGAACAAUCAGAUAAUGUUGUAAAAGAUUUUUUGAGGCUCACGAAAGAUUUUAUGGACAAAGGACCCAAUUCUAAUCUUUAUAACAAAGCUGCAGAAAAAUUGGAGAUUGACGAAGAAAAAAUUAUUUUAAUUAUAAAAAGUUUAUGUCUGAUGUGCGUGCAAAGCUGUAAGCAUAGGUUAACUAAUGAAGAGAUAAAAGAAUCACUUUUGGAAUAUGGUCUGAAUGAUACUAAAUUGGAUAUGAUAAUAUUAUUUUUUGAAAGUCAAAAACCUUAUUUAUUAGAUAUUCUAUCAUCUAGUGCCUUUGUAUUUCCACACUUUAAGGAACUGGAGUGGCGAUUUGAAACUGAUAUGGGAUCCAGAUCAUUAUUAAGUCAAACAGUACCAGUUGUUACAUUGAGAUUAGACUUGGAAAAAAAAAAUUUUUCCGAAUCAUUAUUCUUACAAACAAAUCCAUUGAAUUUGGUACAUAUCAAGGAUACACUAGAGGCUGCUUUAAAACAGAAUCAAUCCCAAUGGAUAAGGAAAAUACGUAGAAAAUUGAAAUGAAGGUUUUAUGAAACUUACCUUCACAAUGAAAUAAUAUGCGUAAAUGAUAAUCAACAACGGCAAGAAGUAUGCAAAACAUGCGUAUAUAAA
Messenger RNA from Sipha flava (yellow sugarcane aphid), 825 nucleotides. RefSeq lists its product as uncharacterized. The record is from RefSeq and is a predicted model, not a curated record. Bases 139 to 735 code for a protein of 198 amino acids. Lineage: Eukaryota; Metazoa; Arthropoda; Insecta; Hemiptera; Aphididae. The transcript has 7 exons.